Molecule: messenger RNA, 1468 nt
Organism: Emiliania huxleyi CCMP1516
Lineage: Eukaryota; Haptophyta; Isochrysidales; Noelaerhabdaceae
Exons: 4
Coding region: 32-1174 (380 amino acids)
Cellular component (GO): Golgi apparatus
Molecular function (GO): antiporter activity
Source: RefSeq, a predicted model, not a curated record
UACGCGCGAACACAGCUAUUUCAGCGCUUUCAUGAAGAUGCCGUGGAGCAAGGAGCCCGAGCCGCUGGAGGCGGUUCUGCCGGACGGUGCCGUAGAUUCGAGCGCGCUGCUCACGUACACCGUGGCUGUGCUCGGCACCUGCGUCUUCCUCCGCAAGUGUCCGCACGGCGCGUCCGAUUCCGUGGCGCUCCUGCUCUUCUUUGUGUUUUGGUACGUGGGCAACGCCUUCUACAACCAGUACAACACGCUCGCCAUCGGAGCGACCGGCGGCAAGCACGGCGGCCUCACCAUGACAGUCUCCACCAUGCAGCUCGGCGUGUGCACGCUGUACGCGAUGCUGCUGUGGCUCGCAAACAAGAACCCGAUCAAGCUGUGCGGGCUGCAGCUGGCGGAGUCCAUGCCCUUCCCAGCGGUGAACGGCAAGGACAUCGUCAGCACUCUCCCCGUCGCCUUCUGCUCCGCCGCUGCCCACUCAGCAGGCGUCUUUUGCCUCGGCGCCGACCCGCUGUUUGGCCAGAUCGUCAAGGCGGGUGAGCCGGUGCUGUCCGCGCUGGUCAACACGGUCUUCUACAAGAAGCGGCCCUCGAUGCCCAAGAUCUUGUGCCUCUUCUUCAUCGUCGGCGGCGUCGCGUUUGCGUCACUCAAGAAGGGUUUGGACGGCGCGUACAAGCUCAAGUUCGACGAGACGGCGCUGCUAUUUGGCAUGAUCGGCAACACCUUCGCCGCCUUCAAGGGCGCCGAGACCAAAAAGCUGAUGACUGUGCCCGGCCUCAAGGACCGGAUGGGAGGAGUCGCCAACCAGUUUGCAGUCACCGAGUGCCUUGCGUUUGCCAUCUCGCUCCCCGUCAUGUUUGCGACGGAGGGCGCCAAGUGGGGCACCUUCAUGCACCUGCUCGCCACCAACCGCGACCUCCAGGUCGGCCUCUUCGUCUCGGGCCUCUCCUUCUACCUGUACAACGAGCUCGCGACAAUGACCAUCAAGGCGACGGGCGCCGUCACCUCCUCCGUCGCCAACACCGCCAAGCGCGUCAUCGUGAUGGUCUACAUGGCUGCCGUCACCGGCAAGGUGCUCACCGAGGAGCAAAAGAUCGGCGCCGCCGUCGCCAUCGGGUUCGUGCUCGUCUACUCGGUGAUCGACGACGUGCUCGCGUCGCUCAAGAAGAAGACCGCGUGAGAGCCAAAGGAGCCUCGGAGGUGGCUGGCAAGUGCAUGGGCAUGCCAUGGCCCUGGCGCCAAGGCUCGUUCCCUUGGCGGCUGGAGAGGGGUACAUGUAAUGCUCCUUGGCGCAGCUGUUUUCUUCGACAGCCGCGGUGCCAUAUGCGCGGUGGAGAUGCAUAACGUCGUGUUCCCCGGAUCCGCAGAGUUUGCUCCUUUGUGGUACAACCGCCUCGGUCGGAGAGACAGUUUACGUGUGUUGUUGGUGUGUGUGUCACAGGGGUUGUACCAGUCUCUCAGGAUCGCUGUCGGG